GCCCACCCAACUCUGGGACAGCAGCUCCCCUUCAAUCUAUUCAUGUAUUGGUAUUCAACAUUCAUUUUCAUUUGAAACGGGUGGAAGAUGGUACCAGUCAACCGUGAGCCGGAGGAGGAGCCCGAAGCCACUGCCGAGAGAUGGAGGACCCCACGCCUGAGCCCGUCUACGUCGACGUGGACAAAGGACUGACCUUGGCCUGCUUCGUCUUCCUCUGCCUUUUCCUCGUCGUGAUGAUCAUUCGCUGCGCCAAGGUCAUCAUGGACCCUUACAGCGCCAUCCCCACAUCCACCUGGGAGGAGCAACACCUGGAUGACUGA
Messenger RNA from Lagenorhynchus albirostris (white-beaked dolphin), 320 nucleotides. It is a transcript of the gene CTXND1, whose product is annotated as cortexin domain containing 1. The record is from RefSeq and is a predicted model, not a curated record. The transcript is spliced from 2 exons. Lineage: Eukaryota; Metazoa; Chordata; Mammalia; Artiodactyla; Delphinidae. Bases 141 to 320 code for a protein of 59 amino acids.